Molecule: messenger RNA, 681 nt
Organism: Hansenula ciferrii
Lineage: Eukaryota; Fungi; Ascomycota; Saccharomycetes; Phaffomycetales; Wickerhamomycetaceae
Product: glutathione S-transferase family protein
Exons: 1
Coding region: 1-681 (226 amino acids)
Source: RefSeq, a predicted model, not a curated record
AUGGUCAAAGUUGAUGAAGGUGAUGCUCAAUUGGGUGCUUUAGAGGCACCAUAUACCAAAUUAUAUAGUGUUGGUACUUCUAAUGGUCAAAAAAUCACAAUUUUCUUGGAGCUUUUGAAAAAAGAUUACAUCUAUAGAAAGAUUGACUUCAGCAUUGAUGAACAAAAACAACCAUGGUUUAUUGAAUUGAAUCCAAAUGGUCGUAUUCCUGUUUUGAGUGAUGUCGAUAAAGAUGGUAAAAGAAUAACAUUACAUGAAACUGGGGUUAUCUUACAAUAUUUAGCUGAUAAAUAUGAUACUGAACGCAAAUAUUCAUAUGAUCAUAAUGAUCCACUUUGGUGGGAACAAUUUCAAUGGUUAGUUUUCCAAGUUGCUUCACAUUCACCAUUACAAGGUCAAGCUCAUCAUUUUGUUUCAUUUGCUAAAGUUGAUAAUGAAUAUGGUAAAAAAAGAUAUACAGAUGAGGCUAAAAGAAUUUAUGGUGUUUAUGAAAUUAGAUUGAAACAGAAUAAUGGCUGGUUAGUUGGUGAUAAAUUAAAUAUUGCAGAUAUAAGUGCUUAUCCAUGGAUCUCAAGAUCACGUCUGUUUAAGACUGAUUUAUCAGAAUGGCCAAAUUUACAAAAAUGGGUUGAAAAAAUUGCAGCUAUUCCUGAAGUUGCAAAAGGACAAUCGGUUAAUUAG